Peronospora farinosa is the source of this 4446-nucleotide messenger RNA. NCBI's taxonomy places the organism in Eukaryota, Oomycota, Peronosporomycetes, Peronosporales, Peronosporaceae. The record is from the annotation of a GenBank genome assembly.
AUGACCGUACGUCGAACCGAAGAAUUACAGGCAUGGGUCUGUAGUGUUACCGCUACGCCGAAUGACCAUGAUGAACACUUGUCCGUGAUGCUACGAGACGGUCAAUUGUUGUGCUUAUUAGCCAACGGCGUGGACCCAACAGCGAAUCUCAAGGUGAAUAAACUCAAUACAGUUUUUCACUCCAAGGCCAAUAUUCGCCUCUUUCUCGAGUGGUGCAAGAAACAAGGACUUCAUGACGGCGACAUUUUCCAGCCUGAUGACCUGCUUGAUGCAGGCGCAGACUUUGCAUCGGUAUUGGAGACACUCUCUAUCCUUUUUGACAGAUUUGGCACGAUCGGAUAUACGGGGAAAUACGAGGAAGACCCGGUCUCGGAUGCCGAGUCCAUGACGUCCUUUGGUAGCUCACAGGGCACGUCGCCAGUCAAGAAAGCGAACAGCAAUAACAAACUUACCAACUUCAUGAAGGGUGGAUUUUUAUCAAGAAAAAAGAAACAAUCAGGCAAAACAACGGACAAACCGGAUGGAACGCCGCCGUCUACACCUCCGCCCGGGUCGCCUCAGGUAGGUGGGGGGAUGAUGUCUCCGCCAGGCUCGCCGCCAAUGGAACCGCCAUUUCAGAAGGACAUGAGAAACAAUAGUGGAGCUACAAACACAAACCGUCUGAACGCGUUCUUGAACCAAGUGCCAGCGUCACAUGGAUCGCCACUUACGCACGUUGAGCGCGCGACAGGUCCUCCCAAGACAGCCAAUUCGGUAAGGAAGCCACCGACACCCAAGGCACCUCCUACUGUGAAGAGGCCAUUGUCGCCAAAGCAACUUCCUAAAUCGCAGCCGAUUAGCCGCGACGCUCGGAAUAAGUUUGCGGCCUUCAUGAAAACCAACCCGCCUGCUAUCGAGACGACGGACUCAUACCCUGUCUCUCCGACUGCGUGUGGUGUGUCCAGCCCUUCCCCACCAAAGUCUGCACCUGUCCGAGAUAGCGGCACCUCAAGCGAACGUUUUGCCCAGCGAAAGCCUGUCUUGACUAAUGGUGACAGCAGUCCGACACAUGCGCCUGGUUCGUCAAAGACAUCCGUCAACACGGGCUCUGUCAACAAGCUUGGCAACUUUAUUAAGCAGCAACCGUCUUUGUCGCCGGCUUCUACGUCGAAGCCUCGCUCUCAGAGCAAGCUAGCAGCUUUCUUGGCGACGACGAAUGCGAUUCCAUCAAUCGCGACAACGCCGUCUGCCGUCCCGCCGAAGCCGAAGCCGGCGUUUGGUUCGUUUGACCCAGUAAAGAAAUUGCCGGCUGGAGACCGAUCAGCUUUGAAGCCUGCGUUAAAUGCACAAAGUCUUGCAGCACCAGCUGCUCCGAUGCCGUUUAAGCCACGUCACAAGAUUGAGCGCUCUACAGGCCGUGGUAACUACAUCCGCAAGUACCAGACGUACUGGGUUCCCCCUAAGCGUCGCCGCAGCAAUUUCAGCUUGGAAAAUAAGCGAAAGGCGUUCAUGAACGAACAGUUGAAUUUGAAGGAAGAACAGCUUCGUCAGCAGGCUGCAGGCGCUGGAAGCAAGCAGAACUUGAUUGUGCCCGGUGUGCAGUGCUACGUUCCUGACAAGGAAGAGGUGUGGCUGCUUUCCGAAAUCUUAGAUUACAACGACCGCAGGAAAGAGGUAACCAUUACGGCAUUCUUGGAUUCAGGUGAUUCGGAGCAGCGUGUUGUAGAUCUCAAGAACCCGGACAUCAUUCGUGCGGUUGCGGGACCGACAGCAACGGAGGUAGAGUCACUUCCGAUUGCUAUCCUUCACGACAACCCGGAGGGUGUGGACGAUAUGCGUUUGCUCCGAUACUUGAAUGAGCCAUCAAUUUUGUUCAACUUGAAGCAGCGCUUUGCGGCCUCGAAGCCGUACACAUACAGCAACGAUAUUGUGAUUGCAGUGAACCCGUACAAAUGGAUCGAAAACCUUUACGGCGACCACCUGCACGAACAGUACUUACGAAAGCCGCGCGACUCGCUAUCCCCUCACGUGUACUCGACAUCAACGGCUGCCUACAACCACAUGAAAACUAACAAGAUGAACCAGAGUAUUCUUGUGAGUGGUGAGUCGGGUGCUGGUAAGACGGAAACAACAAAGAUUGUGAUGAACCAUUUGGCGAGUGUGGCUGGUGGCCGCGACGACAAGACUAUUGCUAAGGUCAUUGAAGUAAAUCCGCUUCUCGAGUCAUUCGGUAACGCCAAGACAACCCGUAAUGACAACAGUUCGCGCUUCGGUAAAUUCACGCAGCUGCAGUUUGACAGCCGUGGUAAGCUGAUCGGUGCCAAAUGCGAGACGUACUUGCUGGAGAAGUCACGUGUCGUGUCUAUUGCCGAGGGUGAGCGUAAUUAUCACAUUUUCUAUCAGCUUUUGGCUGGCCUGCCCAGCCAAGAACGGAAGGAGUUUGGUCUCGAUCCGGACUGUAAGUACCGGUACGCCGGUUCACUGGCAGAGAUGCAGAUACCUGGUCUGGACGAUAGCAAAUGGUUUACGAGCACAAAGAAGUCGCUGUCCACCAUCGGUUUGGACGCUGUCGCGCAAAAGACACUUUUCAAGAUCUUGGCUGGUGUGUUGUUGCUUGGUGAAGUCACGUUUGACAAGAGUGGUGAAAGCGGAUCUCGGAUUUCGAGUGAUUUAGCGCUGUCACAAGUUGCUAAGAUGUUUGGCCUUCCCACAACGAGAAUCGAGGAAGCGCUCUGCAACCGCACGGUCAUCACGCGCAACGAUAGCGUGACAGUGCCACUUGCAUCUAUAGAAGCAGCAGAGAAUUGUGACGCAUUGGCUAAAACCAUUUACUCGAAAAUGUUCGACUGGAUGGUGGUAAAGAUCAACGCUGCUAUCAGUACGGACGGGAGUCGCAUCGAGGGCCAAAUUGGCGUGCUGGAUAUCUUCGGUUUUGAGGACUUUGUACACAACGGGUUUGAACAAUUCUGUAUCAACUAUGCGAACGAAAAGUUGCAACAAAAGUUUACAACAGAUGUGUUCAAGACUGUCGAAGACGAAUACAUCCGCGAAGGCUUGCAAUGGGAUCACAUCCAAUACCAGGACAAUAUGGGCAUUGUGGAGGUGAUUGAGGGUAAAAUGGGUAUCAUUGCUCUCAUGAACGACCACCUUCGUCAGCCGCGUGAUACGGAAGAGGCUCUUGUCAACAAGAUUCGCACAAACCAUAAGAUGAAGAAAAACGGCGACGUAAACGAAAACAUUGACUUUCCUAAAGUGAAGCGCACGCAGUUUAUCGUCAACCACUAUGCUGGUCCAGUCACGUACGAGACGGUGGGUUUCAUGGAGAAACACCGUGACACCCUGCAGAAGGAUCUUCUCGAUUUGAUCCAGUUGAGCAGCCUGCCGCUGCUUCCAGAGCUUUUUGAAGAUAGUGAUGUGGUGAUAGAGGGUAGCAACGGACGAGGCAAGAUGGCACCAAAGAGUCUUGGAUCUCAGUUCAAGACGUCGCUAGCGCAGCUAAUGGAGAACAUCAAGACAACUAACACGCACUACGUUCGAUGUAUCAAGCCGAACGCAAACAAGAGUUCGACGGAGUUCAACAAGCGCAUGAUCGUGGAGCAGCUGAGAUCAGCUGGUGUGAUUGAAGCUAUUCGUAUCACACGUUCUGGUUAUCCGAGUCGUCUGACUCCGACGGAAUUGGCCACGCGCUAUGCGAUCAUGUUCCCGCCAUCGAUGCACAGCAAGGACGUUCGUCGCACGUGCAGUGUUUUCAUGACGUCAAUCGGUCGCAAGUCACCGCUGGAGUACCAAAUGGGUAAGACGCUCAUUUAUUUCAAGAACGGAGUCAUGGAAGAGUUGGAGGCCAUGAAGUCCGAUUUCAUCUACUACGAAGCACGCACCAUCCAGCGUAUUGCACUGGGUUUCUUGGAGCGGCGGCGUCUGCGGAACAAGAUUCGUGCGGCCAUUGUACUGCAGUCUUACGCUCGUAUGUUGUUGGAUUUUAAGGAGUAUCACUCCCAGCGCGGGGCGAUUAUCAAGAUUCAACGAGGCUGGAAGAUGCACAAGGCUAUUCCACUCGCGCCAGAGUAUAACCACAAUCCUGAGGAAGAGUUCAAUGGUGGUGACCGAUGGGCGGAUGGACUCGAUGAUUCGGAUACGGACGAGGGCUUCGAUGACCACCCGGCAUGUAUUCGUACAGGACAUGGUAGAUCGGUCGCGGACCGCAUGGAGUCGUUCAAGGUUGCCCACACAGAUCGCCGCGGCAGUGUGAAGCGUCUGAACGAGUUGUCUGCUCGUGCCCAGAACUUUAUGAAGACGCGCAGCGGCAGUGGCAGCACAUCGAGCUCAAGUGGCAUUUCUUUGGAGGAUGAGAACUCGAUGCUGAAGAUUGAGAACCGCAACUUGAAAUACGAUCUCGAAUUGAUGCGUGAGCAAUGUAUUGAGCUACAGGCUAUCAUUCUCGAGAUCAACAAGAGCCGCAAGAGGUAA